Molecule: messenger RNA, 2454 nt
Organism: Spirometra erinaceieuropaei
Lineage: Eukaryota; Metazoa; Platyhelminthes; Cestoda; Diphyllobothriidea; Diphyllobothriidae
Source: the annotation of a GenBank genome assembly
AUGUCCUCGUCCGGAGGCGAGAUCAGCGGGACGUGCUGGUGACGAAGGCGAUCGCGGGUGCUUGACGGGUGUACCGACCACCGCCUCGUCAUCUCGAAGUUGCGUAUUCGCCUACAGCCUCGCAGAAGACAACAAGGUAAGUGACCCCCAGGUAAGCUGAAUGUUGCUUUGUUGUCUUUGCCUGCUCACCGUCUCCAUUUCAGGAAUGAGCUAGCUCAACGGCUAGACAACCUUCCUAUCGCUGCCGCCGCCGACGACGCUGCCACCGCCGCUGCCGAGAACGCCUCCGUAGAGAACCGCUGGUGUCUACUGCGGGACAUAGUCCAGUCGACGGCGGUCGCCGUCCUCGGUCGCGCUCCCCGCCAACACCAGGACUGGUUCGACGACAACGACGCUGCCAUCAGCAAUCUGCUUGCCGAGAAGAACCGCCUACACAAAGCCUACGCAGAUCACCCCACUGAGGACAACAAAGCUGCCUUUUACCGCAGUCGCCGACAGCUUCAGCAACCACUGCGCGAGAUGCAGGACGCCUGGACUGCUCGCAAAGCUGAGGAGAUCCAAGGGUACGCGGACCGCAACGAAUGGAAGAACUUCUUCUCCGCGAUCAAAGCUGUCUACGGUCCGCCGCCGAAGGGCACUGCUCCUCUCCUCAGCGCCGACGACAGCACUCUCCUGACUGAGAAGACGCAAAUCCUGCAGCGAUGGGCCGAGCACUUUCGAGGCGUCCUCAACCGCCCUUCCGUCAUUUCCGACGCCUCCAUCGCCCGCUUGCCGCAAGUAGAGACAAACGUGGACCUCGACCUCCCGCCAUCUCUCCAGGAAACGAUCAGGGCCGUGCAGCAGCUCUCCAGCGGGAAAGCACCCGGAUCGGACGCAAUCCCUGCUGAGGUCUACAAACACGGAGGUCCCCUACUGAUGGAUCAGCUGACUGCGCUCUUCCAGGAGAUGUGGCCUCAAGGUGAAUUCCCGCAAGAUUUCAAGGACGCAACUAUCGUGCACCUUUACAAGCGCAAAGGGAAUCGCCAAGUCUGUGACAAUCACCGCGGCAUCUCCCUACUGAACAUCGGCGGGAAGAUCUACGCUCGCAUCCUGCUCAACCGCCUCAACAACCAUCUGGAACAGGGCCUGCUGCCGGAAAGCCAAUGCGGCGUCCGUCGUCAUCGUGGGACCACGGAUAUGAUCUUCGCAGCCCGCCAACUUCAGGAGAAGUGCCAGGAGAUGCGGACCCACCUGUACUCUACCUUCGUGGACCUGACGAAAGCCUUCGACACGGUGAAUCGUGAAGGACUGUUGAAGAUCAUGCAGAAAUUCGGCUGUCCGGAGCGAUUCACUCAGAUGGUGCGUCAGCUGCACGACGGUAUAAUGGCGCGAGUCACGGACAACGGAGCUGUCUCAGAGGCAUUCGCAGUGACCGACGACGUGAAGCAGGGCUGUGUGCUGGCGCCUACCCUCUUCAGUCUUAUGUUCUCUGCUAUGCUGAUGGACGCCUACCGCAACGAACACCCUGGAAUCCGCAUCGCCUACAGAACGGACGGUCAUCUGCUGAAUCACCGGCGCAUGAACUUCCAAUCGCGUGUAUCCACAGCCACCGUGCACGAACUCCUCUUCGCUGACGACUGCGCCCUGAACACCGCCUUGGAAGAGGAGAUGCAACGGAGCAUGGACCUAUUCUCCGCCACCUGCGAGAACUUUGGGCUGGUCAUUAACACGCAGAAGACGGUGGUGAUGCACCAACCGCCGCCCAACUCAGCCACAGCCACCAACGCGCCGCCGCAAAUCAGCGUGAACGGAACCCAACUGCAAGUGGUGGAGAACUUCCCGUACCUGGGCAGUACCCUCUCCCGGAACACCAAGAUCGACGACGAAGUCGCCAACAGGAUAUCGAACGCCAGUCAAGCCUUCGGUCGUCUCCGUAGCACGGUUUGGAAUCGUCAUGGUCUCCAACUGAGCACGAAGCUGAAGAUGUACAAGGCCGUCAUCCUGCCGACGUUAUUGUACGGAGCAGAGACAUGGACGGUGUACACGAGGCAGGCACGUCGACUGAACCACUUCCACCUCAGUUGUCUCCGUUGCAUCCUGAGGCUGAACUGGCAGGAUCGAAUCCCCGACACGGAAGUACUGGAACGAACGGGAAUCCCCAGCAUCUACGUCAUACUGAAACAAAUGCAGCUGCGCUGGAGCGGCCACCUGGUGCGCAUGGACGACGAGCGACUACCCAAACGACUCUUCUACGGAUUCGUCGCGACGGGUUCUCGCCGUCAAGGAGGCCAGAUUCGCCGUUACAAGGAUACCCUGAAGUCCUCCCUGAAGCGCCUGCAAAUCAACCCGACCAACUGGGAAGAGCUCGCUCACGAUCGUCCGACAUGGAGGAGAACAGUGAAGACGGGCGCUGCUAUCUAUGAAGCCAACCGAAUCGCCGCCGCCGAAGCGAAUCGCGAAGCCCGCAAAUCAUAA